AUGGGGGCGUCCGAAUCUGUGCCGGAGACCUCCGUGCACGAAUUCACCGUUAAGCAGGAUUGCAACGGCAAGGAGGUGUGCCUGGACACGUACAAGGGGAAGGUCCUCCUCAUCGUCAACGUCGCCUCCAAAUGCGGGUUCACGGAGACUAAUUACACGCAACUGACGGAGCUUUAUCAGAAGUACAGGGAGAAAGACUUUGAGAUAUUAGCAUUCCCCUGCAACCAGUUUUUGCGACAAGAGCCAGGCAGUGACCAGCAGAUCCAAGACUUUGCAUGCACAAGAUUCAAAGCUGAAUAUCCAGUUUUUCAGAAGGUGCGUGUAAAUGGCCCAGAUGCUGCGCCGCUUUAUAAGUUUUUGAAAGCUAGCAAACCUGGUUUGUUUGGUUCAAGAAUCAAGUGGAACUUUACCAAGUUUCUUGUUGACAAGAAUGGGAAAGUAAUCAACAGAUACGCAACUGCUACCACUCCAUUUUCAUUCGAGAAAGACAUCCAGAAGGCACUUGAGGAGGAACCCUCCGAGUCGCAGACAAAAAAGGAGGAAUCUUCUGACUCGCAGAAGUAG
Triticum turgidum subsp. durum (durum wheat) is the source of this 564-nucleotide messenger RNA. The record is from the annotation of a GenBank genome assembly. Lineage: Eukaryota; Viridiplantae; Streptophyta; Magnoliopsida; Poales; Poaceae.